AUGUCACUGCUUCUCCUUCAGCUGUUAGUGCUCUCAUGUCUUGGAGCCACAGAGCAACAGGGAAAUUCACAGCAGAGGAAAAGCAGAAGGCCAUUCCAGCACUUUUCCUAUCUGGAUAAAAAUCUGCUUCAAAGGCAGAGUUUUCAUGAGCUAGUAAGGGAGAGCCCAGUAGGUGUUGAGGAAAUCCUGGGAGCACCAAGCUUUUUUGUAGCAAUUCCACAGACAGCAUCUGAAAGUGAGAAGAAAGAUGAGAAAAAAAUGUCCAGAUUCAUUCUUCCCAAUGCAGAACUCCAUGCAGGCCAAGACCUGAGAACAAGGGCAGCACCCAGAGAUAUCUCACCUGUGGAAAACUUCUCUCCACCCCAUUAUUCCAGUAAGAAGGAGGCUGAAUCUCCCUACAGAAAAGAUGCCAAGAAAUUCUGGGACCACUUCAUUUUAAAGAAAAAUUCAGCAUCUGAAGAGGUUGUCCUGCCAAUCAAGACCAAUGAAAUGCACCAAGAAAACUGCAGAACCCUGCCUUUUUCCCAGGGUGUUACUCAUAACAACUGUGAGAAGGUGAUCAUACAGAAUAAUCUGUGUUUUGGAAAAUGUAGUUCCUUUCAUGUUCCUGGUCCAGAAGAUCAUCUUUACACCUUUUGUUCUCACUGCUUGCCCAAAAAAUUCUCUGUGAAGCGCCUGGAUCUCAACUGCACUGGUUCUGUCCCAGUGGUCAAAGAAAUUAUGAUUGUAGAAGAGUGUAAAUGUGAGACUAAGAAGAUUAAAGACCCUGCAAUUGGAUCUCUACUGUCAGAUUUGCAUGCAAAAGUACAUGAGCACAAUUAA
Acanthisitta chloris (rifleman) is the source of this 822-nucleotide messenger RNA. RefSeq names its product cerberus-like. Gene Ontology annotation, biological process: determination of heart left/right asymmetry; signal transduction involved in regulation of gene expression. Gene Ontology annotation, molecular function: morphogen activity. The transcript is spliced from 2 exons. Bases 1 to 822 code for a protein of 273 amino acids. NCBI's taxonomy places the organism in Eukaryota, Metazoa, Chordata, Aves, Passeriformes, Acanthisittidae. The record is from RefSeq and is a predicted model, not a curated record.